Molecule: messenger RNA, 1812 nt
Organism: Colletotrichum godetiae
Lineage: Eukaryota; Fungi; Ascomycota; Sordariomycetes; Glomerellales; Glomerellaceae
Exons: 3
Coding region: 1-1812 (603 amino acids)
Source: RefSeq, a predicted model, not a curated record
AUGACAUUCGAUCCUCUCGAUCAUUUAGACGCCUCCUUGGGCGACUUCGAGCCGACGACUCCGCCACCGGGCAGGAGGGGCCCUCAGGGCGUGAACUUGUUCGGGCACCCGUCGCAUCACUCGAGCUUCCGGUCAGACGACGCGGAGAGCGACCUGGGCCCGGACCCCGAAAACUCAGUCUCCGCCGGUGGCUACAGUCCUCCGGCCUGGCGCCGCCUCGGAAACGGGAGUCGCGACAGCGGCUUCUGGCGCCGGAGUGAUGACCUGCUGGGCGCAUUCUCCCCGCAGCUUCACGGGCACCACCAGGGCUUUGGCGGCUUCAAGUCGAGGGAGUCCAGCCCUGAGUACGAUAGCGACGGCGAUGAGGGCGAGUCGGUGCUGCGCAGGGCCAUGCGCACGAGGUUGCCGACGGGGAGCAUGAGUCCUGAUAAGGCCCGGUCGCCGAGUCCCGAGCCCAAGAUGGAGGAUAGGACGAUCAAGUUGGAGGAUAUCCCAUGGAAAGAAACGAGCCCUUCAGAGGGAACGUUGAAUCAAGAAAAUUGUAUGGCCCCGUACCUGAAACCCAAUCCUUUCUAUCGUGGUAUCAGGCUGACCUCGCCGAUAGAUAUCAGAUUCGCAUUGCGCGCAGAAGUACAGCAGCGCACGGAACCUAUCGAAGCACUUGUUCACUUCUUCCGCUCAAAAUGGCGAUUCUUGACUCACUCAUGGUCGUCCACGAUCCUGUCCAUCCUCAUCGCCGUGCUCGCCAUUACUGCGACGCGCAACCUCUUCCAGCCCGCUGCGCAGCAGCCGGUGCCCGACCUUGUCAAGGUCGCGGGAAUUGCGCGGUCUUUCGAACCGCUUAUCUACUUUUCUGAGAAUGGCGCAUCCCAGGUUGGCGAUCUGCAAGCAACUGGUGUCGCCGUGUGGGAUCUCGGCGAGAGCGUGCGCUCCAGCAACAUGACUUCUGCGCCGAUCAUUGUGAAGGAGCUGGAUGAUCUCAGUGAGAGCUUGAAGACUCUAGCUGUCGAGCUGACAAAAUUCUUUGCGAAUGUUGAUGGCGAUAUUGAUGGCAUCCUCAUAGUCAUGGACUGGGCGCGUAGAGAGCUCUCUCAAGUCCAACAUCUCCCGUCAUCACCCUUCACUGCCGCCUUUGACAACAUCCACAACCUUCUCUCUGAAGCCGGCGUACUUGAAGACGGCUUUGGCAGCCCGACUCGCCUUGGCUCUCUGUCGAGGUAUAUCUUUGGCAUGUCCAACCCGCAGCGCACACGCCUCACUCUCCAGCGCACAUUCAAUGAGUUCCUCACCGUACUCGAGGAUGCCAUCAACUCGGAACUUCAACACUCCCUCGCCUUGUUUGCUCUCUUCGAGGCCAUCGACCACCAGUUCCUCAAUCUGGCGCGCACUGUUGUCCGUGAGGCAUCAGCGCAGGAGGACCUGCACGCUGAUUCGCUGUCGUCACUCUGGACGCGCAUCCUAGGCGCCAACGCCGCAGAGGUGGCGAAAUAUGAGCGCAACCGUCUGCUGUUGCAGAACGUUAGGGAGAAGACAGUGCGGAACAAGAGCAUCUUGGUCGAGCACAACGGCAAGCUCAUGGCUCUCAAGGCCAAUCUCGAAAACCUGCGACGCAAGCUCGUCAGCCCGCUCGUGAGGUCUGUCAAUUCGAGCACUCUGACGCUCGAGGACCAGAUCCGCGGGCUGGAGGACGUCGGGGGUUACCUCGAGGGUGUUCGGACGCGGCAGAAGGGCAAGCUGAUGGAGAUGCUGUACGGCAGCGUCGGAAACAGUCGGCGGCUCAUUGAGGACCGGACGUAUGGCCGUACAGCAUGA